Molecule: messenger RNA, 2398 nt
Organism: Micropterus salmoides (largemouth bass)
Lineage: Eukaryota; Metazoa; Chordata; Actinopteri; Centrarchiformes; Centrarchidae
Product: properdin-like
Exons: 11
Coding region: 88-1806 (572 amino acids)
Source: RefSeq, a predicted model, not a curated record
ACUCCCUCAGCAGAGGGGGGGGGGUGCUGCUGAAAGAGAAAGUGAAGCUGCUGCUCUCCGUCUUCACUUCUGUGCAGCAGCAGCAGGAUGGAGGUUCUGACGGUCCUGAGGGUUCUGCUGGUUGUGGUUCUGCUGCUGGUCUCGGUGGAGCGUUCAGAGUGUGUGCGGUGUUUUGCACGUUUCGACCUGGGUCAGUGUGAUGAAGACCUCGGCGAGGUGGAUGAAGACGACUGCUGUCAGAACCAUCACUAUGGUUACCAGGAAGCAGAUGGAGAGUGUCAGUCCUGUGGGCCUGCCGUGUGGUCUCCCUGGACUCCGUGGUCACCGUGUAACGUUCUGUGUGGGGAAGGAGUGACGCAGAGGAGCAGGAAGUGUUUCGGCAUCGGCCAAUCAGAAUGCGAAAACGCUGAGGACAAACUGGAGACAGUCCCCUGCAGCGGCACCUGCUGCGACGCGAAGGGGUGGGGCUUGUGGCUCCCGUGGUCGCCCUGCUCGGUGACCUGUGGAGGAGGCGGAGUCAGGAAGAGAGAGAGAGUCUGCUCCAGUUCCCCUGAGUGUCGCUUGUCCUGCAUCGGUCCAUCACAGGAGACAGAGGAGUGUCCAGCAGACAACACCUGUCCAGUUCAUGGCGGCUGGUCCAGUUGGACCGAUUGGUCUCCGUGUUCUGCUAGGUGCAUCAGUGAGCGGGACGAUGUUGUCAUCAUCCCCUCCAAAUUGCGAUAUCGCUCCUGCUCUAACCCCGCCCCUUCCAAUGACACGGCGCCACCUGGAAAUGCUUGCCCUGGAGACGAAUUCCAGGCCCUGGACUGCAGCGAGCUCCCAAACUGUCCAGUGGACGGCAGCUGGGGGGCGUGGUCUCCACCUGGGCCGUGCUCAGUCUCCUGUGGGGAGGGGCUUCAGCUGUCAAUCAGGAGGUGUGAUCGUCCCGCCCCUAAAUAUGGCGGCCGAUUCUGUGACGGACCGAGCACUAAGAGCAGCGUCUGUCAGAGUCCCUGUCCAGUCGACGGGUUCUGGUCCGGGUGGUCUGUCUGGAGUGAGUGUUCUACUUCAUGUAUCCCACAACGCCAAGCUUCUGUCAGAACUCGCCAGCGCUUCUGCUCAAACCCCGCCCCUUCCUCCAGCCCGCCUGGCAGAGAUUGCCAGGGUGACGACAGGGAGAGAGAAAACUGCAACCACCUGCCGCACUGCCCAGUGGACGGAGGUUGGGGAUCUUGGUCUCCCUUGUCUUCCUGUCCUGUUACCUGUGGGGUAGGACUUCAGGUGUCAACCAGGAGAUGUAACAGCCCCGCCCCUGCACAUGGCGGCCAAGAUUGUCAUGGAGAGGAACGUCGAACCAGCAUCUGUAAGACCAACGUCCACUGUCCAGUGGACGGGAUGUGGUCGGAAUGGUCGCCAUGGAAUCAGUGUAAAUUCCCGUUCGGGAAUCGGGAAAUCCGCUGCAAGCAGCUGGGCGGCAGUCAGACUCGAGAGCGCCAGUGUCUUCACCGAGCUCACAACGGAUCCAUCUGCAGCGGGGACGCUCAGCUGGACAGACGGGUCUGCUAUGAUGUCACCAACUGUUACUUGAAAGGCACCUGGGACGGCUGGGAGCAGUGGAGUCUGUGUAAACCGUCCUGUGGAGGAAAGUCCAAACGCUUCAGGAAGAGAUACUGUAAACCCGAUUACAGCGAAUACAAUCCUACCAUCGGCCGUCAGAGGGACCCCGCGACGUUCUUCGGGACUCCGAAUGCUGACUGCGGCGCGGCGCCCGAGAACGGAAAGAAAGUUGAAGUUGAGCCCUGCCUCAACGUUCCCCCCUGCCCCUGACAGCCCGCUCACCGACGACUUUAACAACAGUUUAACUACUUUAUAUACAGAUAGAAAGUUUAGUCCACUGGUUCCCAACCUAGGGGUCGGGCCCUCCAAAGGGUCCCCAGAUAAAUCUGAGGGUUCUGUUCAUUAGAACAGUUACUGAAAUGAAACCAUGUGAGAAAAGUCUCAGUCUCAUAAAGUUCCCUAACAAGACCUAAAGGCUGAGAACCACUGGAUUAUUUUUUAAUAAUGUGCAUUUUAUAAACGUAUUUUGAGGUUUUUUUACGUAACGUCUUAAUCUGAAAAGUAUAAAGCUGUCAGAUAAAUGUCGAGCAGUACUUAUGUGUGUAAAUGUACCAAGUUACUUUCCACCACUGUUGAAAUAUAUUAACAUUACACUGACAGGUGUUUCUAAUAUUUUGUCCACCCCCAGUUAAACGACAUAUUCAUUACAGGUCACAGCUGGAGCAUGCUCCGUUGAUAGUAAACUAACAGACCUAAACUUUAGGUUGAGCUGGUUCCUGUUUGUUUCUCUGAUUAACGUGUUGUUCUGCUCUGUUCUCGACUAUUAAACCUGUGUAUCGUCAAAAUAAAAUAAUCCACUGAA